Messenger RNA from Micropterus dolomieu (smallmouth bass), 1388 nucleotides. Its product is annotated as keratin, type II cytoskeletal 8-like. Lineage: Eukaryota; Metazoa; Chordata; Actinopteri; Centrarchiformes; Centrarchidae. Gene Ontology annotation, molecular function: structural constituent of skin epidermis. The record is from RefSeq and is a predicted model, not a curated record. The transcript is spliced from 9 exons. Gene Ontology annotation, biological process: intermediate filament organization; keratinization. Bases 27 to 1298 code for a protein of 423 amino acids. Gene Ontology annotation, cellular component: keratin filament.
UCUCCAUCCUCUGCAGCAGCACUACCAUGAGUCUCAGGAGCAAACGCAGCACCUAUCCAAGACUUCACAUGUCCUCAGGGGGCUUCAGUAGCAUGUCCAUGGGCUCCUACUCUGCCUCCAAGAUCAGCUCUGGGGCUAACCAGGCGGCCCCGAUUACAGCCGUGACCAUCAACAAGAGCCUGCUGACUCCAGUGAAGAUAGACAUCGACCCCACCAUCCAAGCUGUUCGCAACCAGGAGAAAGAGCAGAUCAAGGGUCUCAACAACCGUUUUGUCAACUUCAUUGAUAAGGUAAGACACCUGGAACAGCAGAACAAACUACUGGAGACCAAGUGGAAUAUGCUGCAGGGACAGACCGUCGCCGCCUCUAACAUUGAGCCCAUGCUUAAGUCCUACAUCAUCAACCUGCAAAGACAACUGGAGGUUAUCAACAAUGACAAACACAGACUUGACAUGGAGAACAAUGCCAUGUACAAACAGGUGGACGAAUACAAGACAAAGUAUGAGAAUGAGCUCAACAAGAGGAAUGAAGCAGAGAAUGAGUUUGUCAUGCUCAAAAAGGAUGUGGACGCAGGCUAUCUGGCCAAGGUGGAUCUAGACGACAAGGUGUCUCUUAUCACUGAUGAAUACAACUUCCACAAGGCUCUGUAUGAUGCGGAGCUACGCGAGCUGCAAGAGAGCCUUAAGGAGACCUCUGUGGUGGUGCAGAUGGAUAACUCCCGAGGCCUGAACAUGGAUCAGAUCGUGUCUGAGGUUAAGGCUCAGUAUGAGGACAUUGCCGCCCGCAGCCGUGAAGAAGCUGAAAACUGGCACAAGAACAAGUUUGAUCAGAUGGCUGCUGAGGCCGAUCAGUACGGCAAUGAGCUGCGCAGCGCCAAGGGGGAAAUAUCUGAGCUAAACCGAAUGAUCAGCCGCCUGCAGAAUGAGAUCCUGGCAGUAAAAGCACAGCGUGACAACCUUAAGGCCCAGGAAGCAGAAGUGGAGCAGCGCGGGGAGGCGGCCGUGCAGGAUGCCAAGGCUUGCAUCAGGAAGCUGGAGCUGGCUCUGCAGAGGGCCAAGCAGGACAUGGCUCAGCAACUCAGAGAUUACCAGGACCUCAUGAAUGUCAAGCUGGCCCUAGACAUAGAGAUCUCCACCUACAGGAAGCUGCUGGAAGGAGAGGAGGAAAGACUUGGACAGGAAUCUAUUGUCAACAUCCAAACGGUGCCCACUAAAUCCAUCCCAGUUGAAAGCCCCCAGCCGCGAAAGUCAGGUGCACUUGUCAUCAAAAAGGUGGAGACCCGUAACAUUUCAUACUAAAUCUGAAAAAACAAAACACUGCAGUACUUUAACCUGGUGGUUCAUUAUAGCGACAACAUGUACAUCAAUCCUUUUGUAACCUACAGUAAA